CAAAAAAGAAGAAGCUUUGAACGUCAAAAUCAAUCUGAUAGUAACAGAAAUUAAGCUGAAAAUAUCAAAAAUAUUUAAAAAAAUCAGUCAGCAUCUGAGAUUAACGAUUUAACACGGUUCGAUUAUUGUUGAAAAGUGUACAUAGAAAUGUUACAUAAAAUCUUAUGUGUAAGAAAGCAUGAUUUUUCAAACUAUUGUUAAUAGUUGUUUCUGGUAGAGAAACCACUUCACUUUACCUAAAAUAGGUAUAACUAUUCAAAUCAAUGGAAGCAAUGGAUAUGAACAUCGAAUACGAUCUGACCAAGAUAUGUCGCUCGUGUCGCAGGGAUGAUCAGCAGCUGCAGUCCAUAUUCCAUUGCGUGGGAACCGGAGGCAUAACGCUGCAUGAAAUGCUCACCAAUUGUACCCAGAUUCAGGUUCACUAUAAUGACGGAAUGCCGCACAAUUUGUGUUCCACCUGCGUCACCGACAUCAAUACGGCGUACAACUUUCGAAGGCGUUACGAGCAGAGCGAUAUGAUGUUGAGAGAAUACAUCGCUCGUCGGAGGGUUGUAGCCGGUGACAGUACGGACGAUGGAUCCGGAGUGGUUAAAGUAGAAAUUUUCGACAUUAAACCUGAGAUCACGUACAUCGAGGCAGACCCGUUGAUCGGAGAGAAGUGCUUUGUAUCGUCACUGGCGAAAAUAGGAGCGUCAACCAGUUUGAUACCGAACGACGAAGAGCACAUCGAAGAACUGAUCGAGGAAAUCAACGACGAAGAUGAUUACACGGAACCCGAUGUUGUUCAGGCUGAAAUUGUGGACAAUAGUGAAGAUGAUGAUGAUGACGAUGAGAUAGAUGAGGUGGAGAGCGAUGGUGGGGUGGUGGAUUACGUCGAAGACAGUUUGGAUGAUCUGAUCGAGGAACUGGAUGAAGCGAAACCCAGGAGGCAGGUUCACCACAAAAAUAAAGGUUAUUCGAAGAUUAAAGGAGGACGGUUCAUAUGCGAUGUAUGCGAAAGAAUUUUCAUGGAUAAGCGUGGCAUUACGAAUCAUAUGAAACUGCACGAACCGAAAGAUUUGAAGCAGUGUUCCAUCUGUGAUCGAGGAUUUGCCACAAAUUACCACCUGGCUCGACAUAUGAAGAGCCACGAGAACGAUACACAGUGUGAAUAUUGCGAGAAGAAAUUUUCCUUUAUGGCUUACAGUGAUUACAGCAGACAUAUGGCAUUAAUGCAUCCAGGUAAAGAUCUGGUUCCUCAGAGGAAAACCGAAAAGCCCGAGCGUGAGAUGGCACUAACAACGUUAACGGCAGAAAUGGUUGAAGAUAAAGGCAAAAUGGAAGCCAUCUGCCGGAUUUGUGACAUUACUUUCGAUCGAAUAGCUGAACUAAGGAAUCACCUGAAAAUUCAUGCGGAUCCAAAAUCAUACGCCAGCGUGAAUAUUCAAACGAAACCUUAUCUGUUUGAGGAAGGUUACGUUCUGGAAAACUAUCUGGAUUAUCUGGUCCAACAGGUCUGCAAAUGGGAUGUGCUUCGGUUCUAUCAGAUUGUGCAACCAGAUGGCGAAGAGCUAGAGUUGAGUGACUCCGAUUCUGAACCAGGCGAGGAUGCUACCCCGGUGGAAGGCAUCGUGCGCAGAAAUCACCUUUGUGCUCUUUGCAAUCAGAACUUUCCCAGGAUAAGUAGUAUCAUGGAACAUGCGAGAGAGCAGCACCCGGUGGAGGAGUUACUCGGAUGUCGACACUGUGCAAAAGGAUUUCCAAACAGUGCUCUUCUAGUGCGUCAUUUGAAACAGCAGUGUGAGAAUCACCAGAAGAAAUUCUUUUGCACUUUCUGCAACGAGAAAUUCAUGUGGCAAACAAGCUUGAACAAACACGCCCAACGGAAGCACAAGCCAUCGAAACCUCUGUGGGAGAAGCCAGACGAUUCGAAUGACACAAACGAAGGUAAGGAAAAGCAAUACGUCUGUCAGGUAUGCAGUAAAGGCUUCCAGCGGCUGGAACAUCUGGAGCGUCACAUCAAGAUCCACAUUCCGUCGGAGAAGAAAUUCGAAUGUACUCAGUGCCAUAAGAAGUUCAACCGGAAGGACAACCUCCGGUCGCACAUGAAAAUCCACAAGAAAGACCCGCAGUUGGAUAUCAAGCAGAACCAUUUGUGCGUCUACUGUGGUCGAGGUUUCUCCAAUUCGUCAAACUUGAUUGUGCACAUGAGGCGGCACACUGGCGAGCGACCGUACAAGUGUGACAUUUGUGAUAAGGGAUUCCCGCGGUCAUCUGAUUUGCAGUGCCAUCGUAGAACACACACCGGUGAGAAACCUUGUCUGUGCACCAUCUGUGGCAAAGGUUUUUCCAGAUCCAACAAACUCGUUCGACACAUGCGAAUUCAUACUGGAGCCAGACCAUACACCUGCACCUACUGCGACCGUGCUUUCACCCAGUCGAACGACCUAACGUUGCACAUCCGCCGACACACCGGCGAAAAGCCGUACGUCUGCGGUGUGUGUAACGAGCGCUUCAUCCAGGGCACCGCACUGAAAGCUCAUCAACGGGUGACAGGCCACUUCGAUGACGGCAGUAAUCAACCGGAACGGUUCGCAAGUAUCAGCGUAAACAACCCGAACCGGCUUGGAAUUAACGGGCCGAAGGCAGUUCGCCAGGGAUCUUCCUCCGGCAUUUCUCCUGACGAUUUACCGAAAGUGGUUAAACCCGUUAAAUCGAGGAAAAAAGCAACUGCCGCCAACAGUCGAUCGUCCAGAUCCCAACCAGCGCCAGCUGUUGAACCAUCACGAGUCGAGUCGACUUCGGUUCAUCCGACAUCUGCCACCAAUUCAGCACCUACUUCACCCACAAUUGUGGACCAUAGUAGAACUAAUCUACAAAAUCUUACUGGCCCGCCACAUAGUUACGGUGCUGUGCCGUACAUUAUGCAAAACUAUGACCUCGCGUCAACGGGUCUAUUCUCGCAGAACUUCAAUCAGCAGUAGUAGUCUACCGCGUUAAUCUUUCUCUCUUCGUGUCUAGUUUUAUGAGAAUGUUGUGUAAGGACCUGUAAAAUAGUGAAUAAAAAGCGGCAGCAUAGUAGGGGAAGUGUUCUUUUU
Molecule: messenger RNA, 3077 nt
Organism: Topomyia yanbarensis
Lineage: Eukaryota; Metazoa; Arthropoda; Insecta; Diptera; Culicidae
Product: zinc finger protein 271-like
Exons: 5
Coding region: 264-2963 (899 amino acids)
Biological process (GO): regulation of transcription by RNA polymerase II
Cellular component (GO): nucleus
Molecular function (GO): zinc ion binding; RNA polymerase II transcription regulatory region sequence-specific DNA binding; DNA-binding transcription factor activity, RNA polymerase II-specific
Source: RefSeq, a predicted model, not a curated record